GUUCGGGCGGGCGCUGUCUGAAGAAGAAAAGGCCAAAAUUCCCUGCCAGACCCAACAUAAAGUACGGACAAUAAAGCUAAGGCGUUUUCUUCCCUUCCUUCAUGUGAACAAGAUCAGAUCACUUCAAACACCCUUUUCUUUGCAUCUCUUCUCAGUUCUGGGUUGUUUUAGAUCUCUCACAAAUCUUUGAUCCAUGGGGGGUUUCUUAGAGCAGUUCAAGAAAUGGGCACUGAUGAUCUGCUGUGCCUGUGCGAUUCUUCAAUUGGUCCAAGGAUUUUAUCUCCCCGGAAGUUUCCCUCACAGGUACGACAUAGGCGACCAGUUAUCCGUGAAGGUCAAUUCUUUAACCUCAAUCGAGACAGAAAUUCCAUACGGUUAUUACACUCUCCCAUUCUGUAAGCCAUUAGAGGGCGUCAAAGACAGUGCUGAAAACCUAGGGGAGCUCCUAAUGGGAGACAGGAUUGAGACUUCUCCUUACAGAUUCAAAAUGCGUGUGAACGAGAGCGAAAUCUUUUUGUGCCAAACCAACGCUUUAUCAGCUGAUGAAUUCAAGAUUCUCAAGGAGAGGAUUGAUGAGAUGUAUCAGGUGAAUUUGAUUCUUGAUAAUUUGCCAGCAAUUAGGUAUAUGACUAAAGAUGGGUUCCUUCUUAGAUGGACAGGGUACCCGGUUGGAGUUAAGGUCCAAAACUCCUAUUAUGUGUUCAAUCAUUUGAAAUUCACUGUUUUGGUUCACAAGUAUGAGAGGACCACAGUGCCUGGUGUGAUUGGGGCUGCAGAUGGGGCAGAACUUAUAGCCACAGAUGAUAAAGCUAGCAAAGAAGUUGGAGGGUAUAUGGUGGUGGGAUUUGAAGUAGUGCCCUGCAGUUUUCUGCAUAAUCCGAAAUCGCUUGGGAAUCAAACCAUGUAUGCUGUGUAUCCUACUCCGAUUAAGUGUGAUCCGGCUAUGGUGGCCAUGGUGAUCAAGGAGGGGCAGCCGUUGGCUUUCUCGUACGAGGUUACCUUCGUGGAGAGUGACAUUACUUGGCCGUCGAGGUGGGAUGCAUAUUUGAAGAUGGAAGGGGCUAAAGUCCAUUGGUUCUCUAUCCUCAAUUCCCUGAUGGUGAUUACAUUUUUAGCAGGGAUAGUUCUGAUUAUUCUGUUGAGGACGAUCCGGAGAGAUUUGGCUCGGUAUGAGGAGCUGGACAAGGAGGCUCAGGCUCAGAUGAAUGAGGAGUUAUCCGGGUGGAAAUUGGUAGUUGGGGAUGUGUUUAGGGCUCCCGAGAGCGUGGAGCUUCUGUGUGUUGUAGUGGGAAAUGGAUGCCAGAUUUUGGGAAUGGCUGUUGCCACUAUUUUCUUUGCAGCUCUAGGGUUCAUGUCCCCGGCUUCUCGGGGGAGUUUGAUCACAGGGAUGCUCUCAUUCUACCUGUUGUUAGGGAUUGUGGCAGGCUAUGUUGGGGUGUGGCUAUUGAAGACGAUUAAAUGUGGCGAUCCAACGGGAUGGUUCUCGAUUUCAUGGCGAGUGGCUUGUUUCUUCCCUGGAAUUGCCUUCUCAAUCCUCACAAUCCUCAAUUUGCUCCUUUGGGGAAGCCAAAGCACUGGGGCAAUCCCACUCCUCACUUACAUUAUCCUACUUCUUUUGUGGUUCUGCAUUUCAGUCCCAUUGACACUAAUGGGUGGAUUGAUUGGCACCCGGGUUCCCCACUUGGAAUACCCCAUCAAAACCAACCAAAUCCCCCGGGAAAUCCCGGCUCAGAGGUUCCCGACCUGGUUUCUAGUCAUCGGAGCAGGAACGCUCCCCUUCGGGACUCUCUUCAUUGAGCUCUUUUUCAUCAUGUCUAGCAUAUGGCUAGGCCAUGUCUACUACGUCUUCGGUUUCCUCUUCAUCGUCCUCAUCCUCCUCGUGCUCGUGUGCGCUGAGGUUUCGCUCGUCCUCACUUACAUGCAGCUGUGCGUGGAGGACUGGAGAUGGUGGUGGAAGUCCUUCUUUGCCUCGGGCUCAGUCGCGCUCUACAUCUUCCUAUACUCCAUAAACUACCUGGUUUUCGACCUCAAGAGCCUGAGCGGACCUGUCUCGGCGAUUCUCUACUUGGGCUACUCGUUGUUGAUGGCGCUGGCCGUCAUGCUCGCCACGGGAGCCAUCGGCUUCCUCACGUCCUUCAUGUUCGUGCAUCGCCUUUUCUCGUCUGUCAAGAUUGAUUGAUUGAUAGAUUAUAGUUAUAUAUAUCAGCACCAGAGUUGUUUUACUUUCAGCUCUUUCUUUCUAUCUGUUUAUCAUAGUUUGGUUUGCAGUGCAAUAAUGGAGAGUUGUUUAGAGUUGCUA
Messenger RNA from Ipomoea triloba (trilobed morning glory), 2299 nucleotides. Its product is annotated as transmembrane 9 superfamily member 11-like. Gene Ontology annotation, cellular component: membrane. The transcript is spliced from 3 exons. Bases 194 to 2179 code for a protein of 661 amino acids. The record is from RefSeq and is a predicted model, not a curated record. Gene Ontology annotation, biological process: protein localization to membrane. Lineage: Eukaryota; Viridiplantae; Streptophyta; Magnoliopsida; Solanales; Convolvulaceae.